AUGUUAAAUCACCAAGGUGUCCUUCGUGGCAGAUGGCAGCUCAGCCUUGGCUCGUACCGUUCGACUCUGGGCAACAUUGGGGGUAUGCAGAUCCCUGAACGUCCCAUGUAUACAUUAACCAUGAACGAGAACGUUUUCAUUGUGCUGGAAGAUCCUGCCGCCCCGACCAGGGCUGAAAUCGCUCUACCAAUGCCGGACGUUCCUCUUGGCAGUCAACCGCAGGCGCCGCCUGCGCCUUCGCACUACAGGAACACGUUGGUGACUGUAAGCCCCCCGGGUGCCCUUGAACAGCUGCUGUCACAACUCCGCGCACGUUGGGUUUCCGUACGACAGCCAAACACUUCCAAUAGUGGCCAGAAAGGUCAAGGAGCCGUCGUCCAGCAACUUACUGUCGAUGGCCUCAUAUUUUCCAUUGGCAAUGACUGGCUUGUUCGCUUCGGACACGUUAUCCUCGCUGGUGGUGCGGUACGGGGGAUGCUAAUUGAGGCGGAGUAUCUUCCAUUGCCCGUACUUCAUACAGAAACGGUAGAUGGUUCUUCUGAGCUUUUGUCAAAUCUCUUGGCCUCCAUGCUCCCGAUGAUUCCAGACGCAAAGAUUGUAGGCGUCACUGUCUCUGACGCGGUCUGGGAAGAGGUUCUCGGAGAUAUAGACGAUGGGUUGGAGCAGGUUAAAGAGGUAUCAGCAGGCCAAGGUUCGGAUGAGGAUGAUGUUUUUGUAUCUCCGGAUGAUCUGCCGUCUUCGCAGAACGAGGACUGGGUUUUCUUUGGGCGCUCCAUGAAUGAGGACCGUCUUAUCAGAAGCGCAAAUUAUGUCCGGACUGAAUUGCCGGUACGCAUCGCGCAUAGACUGCGGGAUAUGCAAGCCCUUCCUUAUGUAGUGGUCAACCAAGAAGGUGUAGCUGCAGUUUACGAGGCAUAUUGGGCGGCAUUUGACAAAUUCAGGCGGUAUCCUCCGAUCAGCACACUUGAGGAGAAUGAUGCAUUCUGCGGAUUCGUUCGCUCUCUGCUAGAUGAACAUAAGGCAGUCAUUCCGAACUUGUCGCUCGGUCUCUCCUUGUCUUCUCCCUACCUUGACCCUGACCGCCUAGAUCCAUUUAUGCACCGAAUGCUUGUCUCACGAAUAUCACGACGAGUUCUUGCCGAGCACCACAUAGCGCUGUCGAAGCAUCUCGCGGCCAAACGAAAAGGGCACACAGUCCCUGACGAUCGUGUUGGUGUCAUUCACCUGGGGCUUUGUGUCAAGGAUAGCAUAGAAAAAUGUGCCAGAUUUCUUCGCAGGCGGCCAUUCGAUGUGGACCAAGACUGCGUUCAGGAUGUUGUUCAGGAUGUUGCAUGGUCAGACGUUAUUAUAGAUGGCCAUAUGGACACGAAGUUCUCCUAUAUACAAGCACAUCUUGAGUACAUUGUCUUUGAGUUACUGAAGAAUUCGUUCCGCGCCACUCGACUACGACAUCCGAAAAAUCGCCAGCUGCCCCCUAUUCGCGCUACUAUUGUUGCAGGUGAUAAUGAUGUGACCAUCCGCAUUUCGGACCAAGGCGGAGGACUCCUUACACCUGGGAUCAAGCACCCUUCUGACCUGUUCUCGUUCUCGCAUGUUCGAAAUCCUGCCCGUUUGGACGUGUCUCGCCUAGGGGCCCUCCGGAUAGUCAGCUCGAGUGGCCGUGGCAUGACCGCUACGGUCGACGAACAGCUGGAUGUUAUGCGAAAUAGCACGGAAGUUGAAGAUCCCCAACAAAAUGCAGGCGUGAGCCCACAUCCCAGGAUCGGAAUUGGGCUCCCAAUGAGCAAUAUUUUUGCGACAUAUUUUGGUGGCUCGCUAGAGCUUGUCAGUCUAGAUGGUUACGGGACUGAUGUAUAUCUCAGGCUGCCCAAAUUGGGUACUAGCCUAGAAGGAAUCGAGUUAUAA
This is a messenger RNA of Fibroporia radiculosa, 1905 nucleotides long. RefSeq lists its product as uncharacterized. The transcript has 15 exons. Gene Ontology annotation, biological process: regulation of glucose metabolic process; protein phosphorylation; regulation of transcription by RNA polymerase II. NCBI's taxonomy places the organism in Eukaryota, Fungi, Basidiomycota, Agaricomycetes, Polyporales, Fibroporiaceae. Gene Ontology annotation, cellular component: mediator complex; mitochondrion. The record is from RefSeq and is a predicted model, not a curated record. The coding region runs from base 1 to 1905 and encodes 634 amino acids. Gene Ontology annotation, molecular function: transcription coregulator activity; pyruvate dehydrogenase (acetyl-transferring) kinase activity.